Messenger RNA from Amphimedon queenslandica, 2207 nucleotides. RefSeq names its product receptor-type tyrosine-protein phosphatase S-like. Gene Ontology annotation, molecular function: protein binding; protein tyrosine phosphatase activity. The coding region runs from base 93 to 2207 and encodes 704 amino acids. The record is from RefSeq and is a predicted model, not a curated record. NCBI's taxonomy places the organism in Eukaryota, Metazoa, Porifera, Demospongiae, Haplosclerida, Niphatidae. The transcript has 17 exons. Gene Ontology annotation, biological process: protein dephosphorylation.
UCUCAUGGAGUGUACCUAGUUAUAUUCCAUCAGACUAUCCCAUUAUCACAUAUGAGAUAGGAUAUCAUAUCUUAAAGUCUGAUAACUGUUCAAUGGUAGAUGAUAAUGAAAUUGACAUUCAAAUGCUACAGCUUUCUAAUUCAACCAAUGGUGAUACAUUUAUUAACAUUACUGGUCUUAAUGAUAGUACUUGUUAUAUUUUUGGUGUACGUGCAUACAUUGAUAAUGGAUAUAGUAAAUGGAGAGUUAUUGCUAAUGAGACACUAUCAGAACCACCACCUCCUACAACUACAGCCACUAGUCCUACAUUAGCCACAAGUAGAUCAUCUAUAGGAGUUGUAAUUGGAGUGACAUUCUCAAUAUUGUUACUAAUAGUAGCAGCAGGGGCAGUAUUUGGAGUGGUAGUGUUCAUCAGGUUUAAAAGAUUGAAGUAUGCACAAAUUAAAAAAGAAGAGAGUGGCAAUAAUGAAAUUGAGCUCCUGUCAGCAAACAAGAAGGAUUCAUCUGAUCAUUCAUGUACCACUGGAUUGGAUGACACAGAUACAAACAAUGAAAAUAAUCCAAUACAGAUUGAGUCAGUGUACUCUGCUGUACAUAAUGAAGAUAUUAUCCCACCAGUUUAUGAACCAACAUACACUGAUAUAGAUACACUGAAAGUAUCUCCUCCUACUGUAUAUAACACUCCUAAAUUUGAUCCAAAAAUUCCUCUCACUCUACCAGUAUCAGUGGAUGAGCUGGGUACUCAUGUAGCUACUUGUCAUAGCAAUGGGUUUGAUGAGCAAUAUGAAAAUCUUAGCAAUCCACAUAGCAAGCGAUGUACUAUUGGACAUCGUGAUGAGAAUUCAGGAUUUAAUAGAUUCAAAAACAUUACAGUUUAUGAUGAUAACAGGAUAAUAUUGAAACCUAAUCCUAAUUUGGAUAUGUGUGAAAGAGAAUAUAUUAAUGCUAGUUAUAUUGAUGGAUACAGUAGCAGUAACAAGUUUAUAGCAUCACAAGGUCCAAUGAAGAAGACAUUAGUUGAUUUCUGGCGUCUCAUCUGGCAGGAGAAGCCAGUGUCUAUUGUAAUGGUAACCAACCUGAAGGAAGGAACUAAGAGCAAGUGUGAGCAGUACUGGCCUAAUAAGAGUGAAGAAUUUGGACCAUUUACUGUCAUGUUAAUAAGUCAACAGGUUUAUCCUGACUUUGUUAUUCGUCAACUUAAUGUUAAAAUACAAGAUGGAUCUAAUGAUAGUCAUACACUGACUCAGUAUCAUUUAACCUCAUGGCCUGAUCAUGGAGUACCUGAUUAUGCUACACCAUUGAUGUCUCUUCACAAACAAGUCAUGGCUACUUGGUCUCCCUCUAAAGGUCCCAUCCUGGUCCACUGUAGUGCUGGUGUAGGUCGUACUGGUACAUUUAUUGCUAUAGACAUAGCUCUGGAACAAGCUAAGAGAGAGGGAGUAGUAGAUAUUGCUGGUAUUGUUAAUAGACUGAGACAACAGAGAAUGAAGAUGGUUCAGACACUAGAUCAGUAUGUAUUUCUUCAUGAUGCUGUGCUAGAGGCAAUCAUUUGUGGAGAGACAAAGAUACCAACUGACAAAUAUCAAACAAAGCUUCAGGAAUUAAAGGAGAUUGAUUCAUCAACUGGUUGUUCUGGUCUUCAGUCUCAGUUUGAUCUACUCUCUCAAGUGACUCCUGAUCCUGAUGAUGUAUUUACUAAUACUGCUAAAGCUUAUCCUGCCAAGAAUCGCUCCAGCAAAUUUCUACCAGUUGAAUUAUUUCUUGUACCACUUCAAGAAGCUAAUGGCUACAUUAACGCAUCAUUUAUUUCUGGUUUUCAUGAGAAGAGGGCGUUCAUUAUAGCUCAGAGUCCUAUGGAAAACACUGCCAGAGAUUUGACAGAUUGGCCUCAAGAUGGAGUUGUUAGGGAACCACGUACUGUCCUACAAGUUAUUGAUGAUGUUAUACACAGACAACAAAAGAUUGGAGGAGGACCAGUAGUGGUACACUGUAGUGAUACAGUGAGUCGUUCAGGAGUGUAUUGUUCAGUGAGUAUUGGUCUAGAACAGUGUAAGGCAGAAGGUGUAGUGGAUGUGUUUCAAGUGACUAAAGCUGUGAGAAGGAGUAAACCAGGAGCUGUGACUACACUGGAGCAGUAUACUUCCAUAUAUGAUGUGAUUGACAUGUACCUUCAGAUGAACAGCAUGUAUGGGAACUUUUCAGUUUAA